This is a messenger RNA of Manduca sexta (tobacco hornworm), 2695 nucleotides long. It is a transcript of the gene Gcna, whose product is annotated as acidic repeat-containing protein. The record is from RefSeq and is a predicted model, not a curated record. Bases 114 to 1790 code for a protein of 558 amino acids. Gene Ontology annotation, cellular component: nucleus. The transcript has 8 exons. NCBI's taxonomy places the organism in Eukaryota, Metazoa, Arthropoda, Insecta, Lepidoptera, Sphingidae.
AACUGUCAGUUGUCACAAAAGUUUAGAUUCCAACGGUUCAUUCAUUUAAAUUUUUUAUCAAUAAAGUAAAUUUAAAAAGGCCUAGAAUUAAGUUAUUUCACCUAUAAAUAACAAUGGACACUAAACGGGCAAAAAAUAACCAAAGCAACAAGUUUCUCAAACUCUCACUCAAGAAAAAUCGCCAUAAAACGGAUGAAAUGACAAACAAAGUAAACCGCAGCUCCGAUGUUAUCAUACUUGACGAGUCUUUCGAUAGAAUUAGAUCGGAAUUUAUAAACUACAAACCACCAAAAAUAUAUUCUCCGAUAAUCAUAAAUGACUCUUGUGAGCUAUCAACAGAUGAUCUACCAGAAGUGUCUCACAAGAAACCAAGUACAGUUGGCAAUGUCUCAUUUAACGGUUCCUUACAAGAAACAAGUCCUACCAACCAAAAAAGACCCAGCGUAGGUGGUUGGUCACCUGCCCAAAACAUACUCUGUGCUACACCAAGAAACGAAGCUGUACCAUCAACACCAAAGGACGUAAUGAAUGAAUCGUUAGAACAAUGUUCUAUAAAAACAAUCCAACACUCACAAAAAAAGUUAUUGAACGACCUCUAUGGAGAGACAUGGAAAUCAAUACCUGCCUUGUUCAAAACAUUGAAACACAAUUAUUCCAACUUCAAUGGUGUGACAAAGAAACUGCAGUUUGACGAUGAUGAAAAAGAAAAUGUUAGGCAUAAUCUAAAGGAAAUUAAAACUCAAUAUUUAACAGAAUCGGAGACUAAAAAACGAGCCGAGUUAUUAGAUAGUGAGAAGAAGUCUAAACGGAAGUUGUAUACAGAAAAGGUGCCAAGUACGCCAGAGCCUCCCAAGUUUAAGAGAAAUGUUAAUUCUACUACUAAGAAAAAAACUGUGAAUAAAGGGAUGUCUGUUACAGAGUUGGUAGAGAUUAUGAAGAGAGAUAUUGAUGUCCUGACAGAAAAAGUUGGUAAUGUUACAGUUAAACCAGUGGCUGAGAAUGUACAGAGGCUUACCUUUGUUGGUUCCUUAGCAGACAAUGUUCCAUCUUGGCGGUGUCAUCCCGAAGCUAUACAAUAUAGGGACAACUUCAAAACAUUGCGAGAGCCGCUCACUCGUCGACUUUACAACGAGUUCAAUAAGGGUGUAUUUGACGAUGUAUUGGAUGCAGACAUGCCUAUAGUCUGGGAUACUAAAUUAAGGAGUACCGCUGGUACAACAACGAACAGACGGAUAAAGACGGCUAAAGGCGACCGCAUAAGGACAUCAAGUAUUAAACUCUCCACGAAAGUGUUGGAUGCACCGGAGAGAUUACGAGACACUCUCAUACAUGAAAUGUGCCAUGCUGCAACAUGGCUGAUCGAUGGAGAGCUGAAGGCUGGACAUGGACCUUUGUGGAAGAAAUGGGCAACGCGUGCUCUUCGCGUUUACCCGGAGUUGGGAGAGAUAUCGCGGUGUCACGACAUGGCUAUACAUUUCAAAUACUCCUAUAAAUGUACUAAAUGUGGAUACAGUGUCCAAAGGCACUCAAAAUCCCUCGACAUCACCAAAAAAUGCUGCGGUUACUGUCGCGGCACGUUCGAGAUAAUAGUGAACAAGAAAAACAAAGAUGGCGUCGUGGUGUCAACCCCAGCGAGGAAGGGGAACGCGAACGAUUUCGCUAGAUUCGUUAAAGAAAACUAUGCGUUGAAGAAAGAAGGUAAAAGUCAUGCUGAAGUCAUGAAACUUUUAGGCGAAGAGUUCUCAGCCAUGAAGAAGAAUAAGGAGAGUAAAGAAUUAGAUUCCAGUUGAAAUAUAAGGCAUCACGCAGACGCUUCAAUAUGCCAAGAAUUAUUCUGACAUUUGCGAAAUUUAAAACAAUUUUAUAGAACUGUUUCCCGACAAGUAGACGUCUGCAGAGCGCCUUAACAAAUUUGUAGGUUUGAAAAUAAAGGAAUCGUAUUUAAAUUGAUCAUUAAAUUAUGUUAUACGACUUUUUGAGUUAGCGGGGUGGCCCUUUAAAAAAUCUCAUUUUCUGAUCAUAUUGCUUUAAAAAACUCUUGAGCAAUUUCCUAAACCUAAUGACUGAAACAGAAUAAUGUUUAAUAUAUUUUUCAUAAUAUCAAGUACCUACCUCUAUUGAAUUUCAGAGUUAAGGAGGUUAAAAAAAUAUUUAGUACAAAUUACUAUGCAUAAGUUAAUGUACAAAGAAAUAUUUCCAUAAUUUAAAUAAUCUAUCGAAUAUUAAUGUUAUUUACGUCUUUAGUACGGUCUAACAUCAAUUCAAUCUUAUUUGACCAAAGUACAGUCAUCCACAUAAGUAACUGAACAAAUUCAAAUCGCCAAUACAUUUUUAUAUUCUGAGAACUGUUUUUUUUUUUCACAAAAAAAUAGAUUUUAUGAAAUUCACACCAAGAAUUUUUUUUUUUUUCAAUACUUCGGUGCAUAAGCGAUUUUAAGUUUUGUAUUUGUUCAGAUAAGUAUUGUAUCUUUGUACAAAGAAUAACCUCCAAAGAUUGCCUCAUCACAAUUUUAGAAAAACUAUAUUUUAGAAGGUAGGUAUAUGUUUAUAUUAUUUAUCUUCGAAAUAUUUAUUAUAAUGUAUAUAGUUUAGACUGUUGUACUGGUUACAAUCGUAUAACUAACUAAUGUUAUGAAUGCGUUCAUAUUUUCAAUUAAACAAUAUUUUUGGACGUCAAAUUGGCACAUUGAAUAUG